Eriocheir sinensis (Chinese mitten crab) is the source of this 9102-nucleotide messenger RNA. RefSeq names its product cell adhesion molecule DSCAML1-like. Bases 166 to 4842 code for a protein of 1558 amino acids. NCBI's taxonomy places the organism in Eukaryota, Metazoa, Arthropoda, Malacostraca, Decapoda, Varunidae. The transcript is spliced from 31 exons. The record is from RefSeq and is a predicted model, not a curated record. Gene Ontology annotation, molecular function: protein binding.
UCUCUUCAUCCCCAGGUGGACGGUGAUCGCGUGGAGAGUCGCCUCAACAUCACGGGCGUGCGGGUGGAGGACGGGGGCGUUUGGGGCUGCGUGGCCACCAACAGGGCGGGGCGGGUGGAACAUACGGGGCGCCUCAACGUGCGGGGCCCCCCAACCAUCCGCCCCAUGGCCCCGGUGAGCGUGGUGGCGGGGCGGACGGCAAAGUUUGACUGCAUCGUGGCCGGGUUUCCCAUAGACUCUAUAUACUGGGAGAAGAAAGGUGUGGUGCUGCCCGUGUCUGAGCGGCAGGAGGUGCUGGCCAACGGGACCCUGGUGGUGGAGCAGGUGUCGAGGGAGGCGGACGGCGGCCAGUAUACCUGCGUGGCGGCGGCGGGAGACACCACGGCCCGAGCCAACCUGGUGGUCAACGUCAUGGUUCCUCCCAAGAUCGACGAGCGCAUGAUCUCCCUGGGCUCCGGCUUCCCCGCCAAGUCCCGCGCGCGCAUCAUGUGUGUGGUGGACCGCGGGGACCUGCCUCUCUCCUUCACCUGGACCCACGACGGCCGACCCAUCUCAUCCACCUCGCCCAUCUCCAUCAAGUAUCUUGACGAGGUGACGAGUGUGUUGCUGUUCCCGGCGCUUCGUGAGGAGGACGGCGGCUCAUAUACGUGCACUGCUACCAACGCCGUGGCCUCAGACGCGCAGACCGUGAACCUUGUGGUGAAAGUGGCCCCCUCGUGGAAGGAAGAACCCCAGGACGCCUCGGUGGUGGUGGGCGCGGACCUGGUGCUCCCCUGCGCGGCCCACGGGUCACCGGCGCCCACGGUCACCUGGAGAAGGGCCGAGGGUGCCGUGCCCAGACAGUACCGCCCCGUUACUACCCUGGGGGACAACGUGAGGGUGGAACGUAACCGCAGCCUGGUGGUGUCGGGCAUACGGCGUCACCAGGGCGGGGAGUUCCUCUGCAGCGCCUCCAACGGGGUGGGAUCCGACCUGUCCAAGAGUGUGUCCGUCACCGUCAAGGUGCCGCCGCAGUUCGAGGAGGCCGAGGUGAACGUAACCGUGACCGCAGGACGAACCGCUCGGCUGGUGUGUGAGGCGCGGGGGGACCUGCCCAUCACCGCGAUCUGGUCCCACGGCUCCCCGCCUGUCAGGAUCUCCAGAGGGAAGAGCAACGGAGGAAUGACAGUCAGGGACACAAUUCUCAACGGCACCUCCUCCUCCUCCUCCUCCUCCUCCUCCACGGAUUCGUCUUCCUCCUCGUCCUCCUCCUCGUCCUCCUCCUCCUCCUCCUCGUCGCGGGCGGAGGAGGGUGAAGGCUUGCGGUCUGUGCUGACGGUGCCCACGAAGGCGCGACACGACUCUCAGGUGUUCUUCUGCCUCGCCUCCAACGUGUACGGCAACGACACCAAGAAGAUCAACCUCGUGGUGCAGGAGGUGCCGGGCACGCCGGGCACCCCGCGUGUGGUCGGCAGCGGGUCACGGGCGGUCAACCUCACCUGGACGCCGCCGCCUCAUGACGGCAACUCCCCUGUGUCCCUGUACCGCGUCCUGGUCAUCAACAGCACGGACUCGUGGAUGAACAUGGGCCGGAUCAGGGCGGUGGAGGUUGCCGGCCCCAGCGCCCACGUCCCCGGCCUGGCCCCCGCCCACGCCUACCUGGUGCGGGUGGUCGCUGUCAAUGGCGUCGGCACCUCCCAGCCCAGCCCUGAGGUGCGGGUGUCGACAGCCCACGAGCCGCCCACGCUGCCGCCGACCAAUGUGCGGGUGAUACCUAUUUCCUCGACUAGUCUCCGCGUCACUUGGCAGCCCCCAGAUAUCCCCAGCCCCAGACACCGGCCGGGUCUCGGCUACUACGUGGGGUACAAGGUCGCCAACUCCUCCGAGCCGUUCCGUUACCACAACCUGGAAGCCUCGGCAGCGGCCGUCUACCGCCCCGAGGCCACGCUGAAGGGCCUGCACAAGUUCACCAGUUAUCUCAUCACCGUCCAGGCCUUCAACGCUGCCGGGGCAGGACCCAGGACGCCCCCGCUCACCGCAGCCACCGAGGAGGAUGUCCCUAGCGAGCCUCCACGUGACGUCCAGUGCAACAGUCUGUCAUCCACCUCGCUGCUCAUCCGCUGGACUCCGCCCCUCGCAUCCGCCAUCCACGGGGUUCUUCAAGGCUACAAGAUCAUCUACCGGCCUGUCCACCCAACCAGGUUCUUCCACCCAGACGACCUGAAGGAGAAAACCGUGUCGACAGUCUCGUCUCCGCUGCUUGGGCUGGACCGCUACACAAACUACAGCAUCACCCUCACUGCCUACACCCGCAGAGGCGAUGGCGUGCGCUCCUCAGCCAUCUACUGCAUCACGGACGAGGAUGUGCCCGGGCCGGUGGAGGCGGUGAAGGCGCUGGCGGUGGACAGUCAGAGUGUGUUGGUGGCGUGGCGGCCGCCCAACAAGCCCAACGGAGUCAUCACCAAGUACACCGUGCACGUGGACCAGGCGGACCAGCAGGUCGGUGCCUUGGGUCCCUGGGGCAUCGCUGGGGCACACGGCAGCGGGAUGGGCAUGGGGUCAGUGUGGGAUGUGGGCGGGGGCGAGGGUGGCGGUGGGGGGCGGUCAUGGGUGGUGUCGGGUGGGGAGCGUCAGUACCUGGUGGCUGGUCUCGCACCCGCCACCACCUUCGGGUUCUCGGUCCGCGCCUCAACGUUGGUGGGUGACGGCCCCCCUGGCGUACGGGUCACCCAGCGCCCCCGACCAGACGCCCCAGCAGCCAUCGCCUCGUUCUCGGACAAGACGAUUGCCGUGUGGGGGGAGGAGCUGCGUCUGGCCUGCCGUGUGGUCGGGAGUCCCACACCCACACGCACAUGGACCUUCAAUGGCAAGGGCAUCCCCCGUAACCAGGGCCGGGUGAAGGAGUACCCCGAUGGCAGCCUGCUGGUUUCGGAUGUGAAGGCUCGCGACGCAGGGAACUACACUUGUACCACCGCCAACCUGCACGGGUCCGACGCCAUCACCUACUCCGUCAACGUGCAGGCCUCCCGGGACCAAGGAGUUCCGCCGACGCCUCCGCUGGUCUAUGUGUCGGACGUGACCUCCUCCACGCUGACGGUGCGAUGGCGCUCCACGAACACCGGCGGCGCCCCUAUACUGGGCUACUACCUCCACGAGAAGCGGGAGUUCGGGGAGUGGCAGCGCGUGGAAGUGCCGGAGGAUGCGGACUCCUACACGCUGACGGGCCUUCAGUGCGGCACGCGUUACCAGGUGUAUGUGACAGCCUUCAACCACGUGGGCGCCUCCCAACCCAGCGAGGCCAUACCCACCAAGACACUGGGCAGAGAGCCCAUUGUGCCGGCCCAGUCCUCGCUGCUGCGCGUCAACGUCACGUACAUCUCUCUGAACCUGGCGGCCUGGCUGGAUGGCGGCUGCCCAAUCACAUCGAUGGUGGUGGAGUACAAGGAACGUGACAAAAGCUCGUGGACGCUGGUGUCAAAUCACGUGCGGUGGGACAACACGAGUGAGUUCCUGGUGCUGGACCUUAAGCCCGCCCACCACUACACCCUCAGAGUCACCGCCCACAACUCCGCCGGCUCCUCGGUCGCCACUUACCCCUUCACCACCCUCACACAUCUCGGAGCCACCUUGUCCCCCGAGUUGAUGGUUCACGACCGCGCCGGGGCCGUUCCGUGGUACCUGGACUCCCAUGUGCUUGUGGCGGUGGUGGUGGCCUGCAUCCUCGUCCUGCUCGCGGUGUGUGUGGCCGUCGCCUACACCUGCCGCCGGACCAACACGCACACACAGACGUACAAGGCGGAGGUCAACCACGUACACAACGACCUCACUCCUGACUCUGGCCUGACCUCGGAGACUCUGCUAGGCGGCCGCAGCUUGGAGAUCCUGGAGGCGUACACUCCCUCCACCCUCCCACUGGGCUCCUACGACGAGAUCUCCCCGUACGCCACCUUCAGAAUGCCGGGGGAAAGCAAGACCCCGCCCCCGCCACCCUUGCCUUCGCCCGACGUGAGCCUGGCCGACUCCACCUACUCCCGGGUGAAGCGCAAGUGUCCGCCAAGCCAAGACGGAGGCGUUCCCAACUCCUCCCGCCCCGCCCAGAGUGAACACACGUACGAGAAGGCUCCCAAGGGGCCCAAGGGUAAGGGAGCAGCCCGGGGACCCAACGGCAACGAGAAAGGAACAGCCAGCAAGGAGGCGAGUGGCUCUUCCGUCACCUCCGUCAGCUCCAACCACGAGGAGCUGGUGCGUGCCUACCAUGCCCACAGCCACACCAACGGCGGCCCAACCACACCCGAGUCUGGCCGCAGGAACAAGUGUGGUGUGGUGACGAGCAGCGAGGUCACCACAGAAUCCGACACGCCCGCCGAGCCUGACCUGGUGUCCUUCUGCGCCUCGCUGGGCAACAACCGAGCCCUGCGUGUCCCGGCCCUCUUCAAGCAAGACGGUGACUACCAGACCGUGGCGGACAUGGUCGGUGGUGGCCGCUCCCGAACCGAGUCAACCACCAGCCACGAGGAGAGCUCAGAUGAGGCGAGGACAGCAUCGUCGCAUCGCAGGUCCCGCGCCCAGGAAUUGCAGGCCAGGCAGGGUCACCGGCCCUCCCGCGGCGACCCGGACUACAGCUACGCCAGGCCAGUGAAGAAGCAGUGCCCUCCUCCGCCGCCUCUCUCAUCCACGGAAAGCAACAGCGCUGAGUACGGCGAGGGCAGCCAGACCACUUACAGCCGCCGCCACACACUGGAGUUCUCCGAGGCCGAGUGUGACCACCCCUCCAUCAAGCAAGGAGUGGAGCCUCUGGAGCAGCUGAUGGUGGACCUGGAACUGGAGAAGAUGGUGAUCGAGGCCAGCAAGACGGCCCUCUGACAUUUCUAGAAGUGCUGAAGUCCAUCUCCCAGCACCAGCACCAGCACCACCCUCUACUCAUAUUACUAGAGGUGUUGGGGGCUCUAAACCACCACCACCAUCACCACCACUAUGACAUGUGCACACUGCUUUUUGUUACCUUUGAUACACAUAUACACUCAACACUUACACACACACAAAGAAAAUUCAGCUUCCAUAGUACAGUAAUAACGUCAUCAGGCCUUCGUUGAUUGCUGCUUUGGUCGCUUCCCCUCGAGGCUUCUUUGCUUUACUGACAGGAAGGUUUUGAUGCUGCCAGGGCUUCGUCGCUGUGAGGUGGCCUGUGGUGAUGUGCGAUUGUUUAUUUCCUGUGCAAUUCCUUGGGUGGCUCAUAGUUAAGUUAGAGGUGCGCACAGUUCACUUCACUAACCACUAUUCCACAGAAGUCAAUAAUGGAUCAUGGUUAGGUUGAAGUUACGAAUGCUUGGGUCAGCGCUGAAAUCUGUCGAAAGGUUGGAUUCACGGCCAGCUGGGUGGAGGUUUUGGCUUGUUGGGUUACCGAGUGUUGGUCGUGGCUCAUACCAUACUGGUGGACAGCCUGGGAACUUGUGGUGAGGUGUAGAGGGAUAGGAACAGAGUGAGAGGUGAGGUUUUACCCAGAAGUGCUCGUAAGAACUGGUGGGCUAAUGAGAGUUUUACAUUGCUUUUGCCAUACUAGAAGAGGACCUGGGUUCUUGUGGUGAGGUGUAGAGGAAUAGGAACAGAGUGAGAGGUGAGGUUUUAAGUCCCAGAGAUGCUCGUAAGAACUGGUGUCAUGGUGGCUACUGGCUGGGUCGUGACUCAAGGCUUGUUUAUAGGUGGGUCUUGGCCUACUCUGAGGGGCUGCAGCUCUACUACUCAUCUUGAAAGGCUUGGCAUGGGCUUACACUCGUCAGCCUUGUCCUCCAAACAGCAGCUCUCCGUUAAACCAUAAGAAAUUAAGAAAGCCAGGAUAUGAUAUUCUUUGGCUAUGUGUUUGCACAAACCCUUUGACAUGGAGGAUAUAAGACUAUACAACCUCCCUGAGCCAAGAUGUACUUCUGCUGGGUCACAGAAACACCAGGCUGGCGGCACACCUUGAUACAGCUUCUCAGUUGGUGGUCUGUGUGCAGGCUUCUGCGUGUGAGUCAGUGUUAUGUCCAAACUUCUCCUUUGAGUCUCAUGCCUUGCUCAUGACACUACAUCUGAGGGACAGAAAUACCAAACGUACACACCUUGACAGGGCUUCCCAAAAGGUGAUCUGUGUGUUAAUGUUUCAGAAUCAAUAUUACAUUCAAACUUUACUGGCUUUACCCUUGAAAUAGUGGAAAGAACUUUGGGUGAGUUUAUCUAUGUAUGCUACAGUAGUGUGGUGCAGCUGGAAGCUUUUGUCAUCAUUUUGAAGUUAGCAAAGAACUGAGUUAAUGAAGUUGUCCUGCACACUGGCACUUGAGCAUCAUGCUAGUGGUUUGUGGAAGUCAUCAAGCCGGACUAGUGCAGUAAUUACAACUGGAAGGAAGAAUUAACAAGGUGCAGUGGUUGUAUGAAAAUAAAUGCCAUCACCAAGGUUGUAUGUGAAGACCAGUUACCAGACAAAGGAGCACACACACCCUUGGUGUGUGUGCUCCUUUGAAAGUGUGUCAAGGAUGCACACAUGGCUGUUCUGAAUGACUGGCAGGUACUGCUGGUGCACCAGGGUGGCCGUGUGUGACGCCUGGACACCAGAGGCGGCUGUUAAUGCUUGCAAGUACCAGGGGCAGAUAUCAAUGCUUACCAGGCACAUGAGUGUUUGUACACAAUACCCAGGUGGCAUUACAGGCCACCAGGUGUAUACUAGGUGCUUAUGUUACUGUUUACAAACUGCUGUGAUGGGGUGUGUGUGCUGACCUGACAGUUAUUGUUAUGUAAAUGCAUCUGAUACAGAGAAAGGUUUUAUAGGAUAACCGUGGACUAGGGACAAGGCAGGCAGGUCAUUACCAGAUACCUGAAGCUGUCACUCAUGGCCACCAGUUACCAGGGGCCAUGCACGAGAACCAGAGACUUUAUAAAGGAGCAAACUUGUACUACCAUGAUACUACUCACUAGGGCAAGGGAAGGUACAGUUACUCAUGAAUGAAGUCACUCACCCUGAGUAAGAGGUCAUGUAACUCAGCAUACAGUGUUGAUAGCAGUGCAUCUGAUGUCUCAAGUGGAGGUGGAGAGUGCUGGUGAGAAGUGUCGUUCAAAGCUUCGGAUGGAGUUGUUGCUGGCGAGACACUCCUACAGUUUGAGGCACUAAGUGUAAAAGGGGCGACUAAACUAAUUAAGGCUGUAUUCUGUUUUUGGUGGCAUUGGGCAGCCGCUGAAUUCUUGCUGCGUCGUGUGGUGAAGCGAGUUAAGUAAAAAGCAACCUUGAAGCGGGUGAUUCGUAAGCCUAAAGUUCCAUGAAUUUUCAAUUAAACUCGGCUGGCAUGGGGUGUGUAGAGUCUGGCGGUUGCUUCAAAACAUACGCUUGAAACUAUAAACAUGACAGUCACCCAUUUUUCACCAUGCCACGGUUCACAUGUGAGGCAUUCGGAGAAGAGACAUAAGGGACAGAGCUAUUUUUUUCUAGGUUGCACUGGGAAAGGAGGUUACAUAUUGCUGGAAGAACAAAGAGACAGCAGGGGAAAAGUGGCCUUGUAUAUGGUGUACCGAGGAUCACUUUCCCGUGGAGUUUGUAUCCUGUUCUUCCUGGGAUUUAUAGUCUGCCUUUAACAGUGAAAACUAGGAAAUAAUGGCUUUGUCCCUUUCUCCUUCUCUGCUGGACGUCUCAUUACACCUCAUUCAGAUAUCCGGUACACUCUUACCAACACUGAAUACUGCAAGUUACAAGACCUGUCACUCGGGGAAUGUCUUAUUUUGAGGGGCUGUCAGUGCAUACAUUACAGUGACUCGUGUAAAUAUAUCAAUGUAAACAAGACUACUAUGAAUUAUAUGUAAUGAGCUUCUUUACUGAAAUGUGAUAAAUAUAUAAAGGAAGGCUGAAGGAGGAGGAGAAUUAAUGAUGUUGAUUCUUAUAUUGUAAAGGCAUUGAUGUGGAGUUGGAGGAGGAUGUUGACUCUUAUGUAUUGUAAAGGCAUUGAUGUGAGGUUAUAAGUGUCUCAGGGUACUGGAGUGAGGAGGCGAGGGAGAACUAGACUAAGGUGAGUGGAUUCGACAAGGAAGGUUUUGGAAGGUUGUUUACCAUUCUUACAUAACCGAUGGAUCUUUUUCGAUGUGACGUACAGUUGCGAACGAAAGUAUCGGUCCGACGUAACUCUAAACUCACUGGGACUUACUACGGGCUUCAGAGGCAGUGUUCUCUUGUUUUUCAGGAAUAACUUUGUAAGAAUGUGUUGGAUUAAGUUCAUAUUUUAUCCAAUUGUUUCAGACCUCCCACUAAUAUUUGUCUGUCAUUUAUUAACCCUGUAGCUGCGGGGAUCAUGUUUCUAGAAGACCCCUCUAAGUGAGCAAAAUGAGUAAAAAUCAUCACUUAUCCAAACUAUUUCAUAACAUAUAUCAACGCAUUUGUGGUAAGUUUAUGUACCAUCUAUUUUGGAGGGCAAAAAUUUGGCCUGUCGCUGGUACACGGUAAAGCCACAAAUUUGGCCCAUCGCUGGUACAUGGUAAAGCCACAAAUUUGGCCCGUCACUGGUACACGGUAAAGCCACAAAUUUGGCCCAUCGCUGGUACACGGUAAAUAAUCAAGGCACCUCCCUUCUAUACGUAACAUAAAAUUCCACGUCAGAGCUGUCCUCCAGCACGAACGUAUUGUGAUGUCACAGCGACAGGAGAACAGCUCUUUGGCGUGGAAUUUUAUGUUGCGUAUAUAAGGGAAGUGCCUUAAUUAUUCACUUUUGUUAAUAAAUGACAGACAAAAGUUAGUGGAGGGUCUAAAACAAUCUCUGACAAAAUAUGAACCUAAUCCAACACCUUGUUACAGUUAGUCCUGAAAAACAAGGGAACACAGCCUUUGAAUCCCAUAGCACAUAUCUACUUGUCUUUUUCUACAUGGCAAGUUACUCUCAUUCACUCUCCUCUCUCCCUCACCCUCCACUGUCCUUUCUCCCUUCCUCACCCUCCACUGUCCCCUCUCCCUUACCCUUCACUCUCUCCCUUCCUCUCCCCUCACUCUCCUUCCCUGCUAGUUCAUCCCCCUCCUCCCCCUUCACUCUCCUCUCUCUCCACCCUCCUUUCUCCCUUUUUUCCCUCUAGUCUCUCCCUUCCUCAUUCUGCACUCUUCUCACAACUUUUCCCCUAUUA